AUGCUCGCCAAGACAUUUCUCCUGCUAGCCUCCCUGGCUCUCGCCUCUGCCGCCCCAGCAAAGAGACAAGCCGGCCGCUGCGGCUCCCAGCCCGUUGUUCCGACCCUCCCCACACAUGGGAAUGGCGCCGAACUUCCCGCACCUGCUGCCGACCUUGUCCUGAAGUACCUCGCCCUCGGCCACGGUAUCCAGAACUAUACCUGCGUCGCCACAGACGCCACAACCCUGACCGCCGUCGCCACCGGUGCCCUCGCCGGCCUCUACGAUGCCCAGCCUCUGUACCCGAACGCCGGACCCGGCUCCCUCCCCUCCGUCGACGCUUUCGACGCCCUCACCACCAACACCGUCUGGGACGCACCGCUUCCGCUUGUCUCUGACGGCGUCACCCGCUUUGGCGCCUCUUCCACGGCCCCCUUCCCCGCCCCAGCGGAUCUCGUCCUCCCCAACGUCGCCCCUCUGAAGCAGAUCGGCGUGCACUUCUUUGACAACACGGGCGUGCCCACGUUCAAGGUCGGCGCCGACAUACUCAAGGGUGCCAAGCUCGACGGCAUCAAAGCUCCCUCGUCCGCUGACCCCGGUCCCGAGAAGACCGGUGCCGUCGACUGGCUGCAGUUGGGCGACAAGGGCGGCAGCAAGGGCAUCACGGCUGUCUACCGUGUCGUCACGGCCGGCGGCGUUGCGAACAAGUGCACUACGGCCGGCGCCAGCGACAGCGUGCCGUACGCCGCGUACUACUGGCUCUAUGGCCCCAAGGCUUGA
Messenger RNA from Colletotrichum graminicola M1.001, 759 nucleotides. RefSeq names its product malate dehydrogenase. Bases 1 to 759 code for a protein of 252 amino acids. The transcript has 2 exons. Lineage: Eukaryota; Fungi; Ascomycota; Sordariomycetes; Glomerellales; Glomerellaceae. The record is from RefSeq and is a predicted model, not a curated record.